Molecule: messenger RNA, 1329 nt
Organism: Dissoconium aciculare CBS 342.82
Lineage: Eukaryota; Fungi; Ascomycota; Dothideomycetes; Mycosphaerellales; Dissoconiaceae
Exons: 4
Coding region: 1-1329 (442 amino acids)
Cellular component (GO): mitochondrial small ribosomal subunit
Molecular function (GO): structural constituent of ribosome
Source: RefSeq, a predicted model, not a curated record
AUGGAUGCCGAACGUGCUGCUCGCAUUCUAUUGCGAUCCUCGGGCCUCCGACGGAAGACAUUGAGGCUCUCGCAGAACGUACGCGCUGCCGGAGGCGGCAAACCACCGGAACCUGGCGAACGUAAAGCAAUGCGAAAGAAGCUUUCCCUUACGAACGUCAAUGCCAUCGAAAUUAAAGACUUGAAGGAUUUGACCCCCGACAAUGCGAGUCAAGACCGCCUAGCGCCGCUACAUGCGCGCAUGAUGGGUCUUCAGCAGGCAACCGUGGACUCAUUACGCGCACUGGAAGCUUUCAGACAUACACAAGCAUGGUCAUUUUUCCGUCGACCCGCGACUCUGGUGAGGAAGGACACUCUCCUCAUGGCAGGCAAAAUUGAACGUCUGGAUGCGCGCGUCGGUGAAAGUGAGCAAGCGCCUCAAACAGCCCGGUCAAUCAUCACCGGCGCUAAAGGAACGGGGAAGAGCGUGCUUCAAUUGCAAGCCAUGGCUAUGGCACUACAACGCGGCUGGAUCGUGGUUCAUAUUCCCGACGGAAAUGAAAUCACCAUCGGACACACUGCUUACGAGCCCAUCUCGACUCCAGACGGAGUCGUAUACAUUCAACCGCAAGCGACUGCCAAGCUUUUGUCGAAUGUCCUGAACGCGAAUCGCCAGCUGCUUAUGAAGCUACGUGUCAGUCAGCAGCAUAAACUUGCAGUGCCUCUAAAGGAAAACAUGACACUUGCGGAACUUGUACAACUGGGAGCGGCACAAGCCGAUCUCGCGUGGCCCGUGUGGAAGGCAUUCUGGACCGAAUUGAGCACACCUACCGAUCCAAAGUCUGGUGUAGAGCGGCCGAAAGUGCUCUUUACUAUGGAUGGGAUCGAUCAUGCUAUGCGAGAAUCAAGCUACCUGGACCGUCUUGCUCGCCCUAUCCAUGCUCAUCGUUUGGCAUUGAUCAAACAUUUCACAUCCCUCCUCUCUGGAGAGGUCAAGUUGCCAAACGGCGGCAUGAUCAUUGGUGCAACGAGUGGAUCAAAUAGGCCUCAAGUGCCGACAUUUGACAUCUGCCUUGCGAAAGACGAAGCCCGGAGGAAGCUCUCUUCAACCGGUCUGUGGAGUCCCUUCAUUGCCCAUGACAAGCUCGUCCAGCAAGUGAUGCGCACCGUAGACGUGUGGUACUUGGAUGGCAUAGAUCGGCCGGAAGCUCGUGGUAUUAUCGACUACUACGCCCAGUCCGGAAUGCUCCGUGACACCGUCACGGACAAUUUGGUGAGUGAGAAAUGGGCUAUUGCCGGACGUGGCAUCAUCGGAGAGAUCGAACGUGCUACUAUACGCAUGAGAGUCUGA